Molecule: messenger RNA, 1110 nt
Organism: Laetiporus sulphureus 93-53
Lineage: Eukaryota; Fungi; Basidiomycota; Agaricomycetes; Polyporales; Laetiporaceae
Exons: 4
Coding region: 1-1110 (369 amino acids)
Cellular component (GO): U2-type catalytic step 1 spliceosome; Prp19 complex; U2-type catalytic step 2 spliceosome
Molecular function (GO): U6 snRNA binding; pre-mRNA binding; metal ion binding
Source: RefSeq, a predicted model, not a curated record
AUGAUUUCAAACACGACAGAAACCCAAGUUUCCGCGCCGAAGAAGCAGAAGAAACUGAAGCCUGCGCGCAAGCAGGUGAAACCUGGUGAAGUGGAGAAGAAGGAGGCGCCUCAAACCGGGAAAGAGUACAACAUCUGGUACAACAAGUGGGCUGGUGGGGACCGCGAGGAUAGCUAUUCAAACAAGGUCAAGUCGCAGACGCGUUGCAACAUCAAGCGGGACUCGGGGCUCACACGUGCGAAUACGACGGGCGUGAAGUACUGCUGCCUCUUCUUCGCGCGGGGAUGCUGUCCGUAUGGCUGGGAAUGCGAAUAUUUACAUAUGCUCCCGGAUCCAUCGACCGCGCUGCCGGACACGUCGAAGGACUGCUUUGCGCGCGACAAGUUCGCCGACUAUCGAGAUGAUAUGGGUGGUGUUGGUAGCUUUCAGAGGCAGAACCGUACGCUGUACAUUGGGCGGAUCAAGGAGACGGGCACGGGCGUGGAGACGGAGGAGGUUGUGAGGAGGCAUUUCAAGGAGUGGGGAGAGAUUGAAAAAAUCCGAGUGCUGCAGUAUCGCAGCGUCGCAUUCGUGACCUACGUGUCCGAGUUUAACGCGCAAUUUGCCAAGGAGGCAAUGGCGUGUCAAUCCCUCGAUAACGAUGAGAUCCUGAACGUUCGUUGGGCGACAGAGGACCCCAAUCCAGUGUCCAAGGUGGAGGAGAAGCGUCGCUUGGAGGAAAUUGGCCGUGAAGCCAUUCAAGCUCGCAUGGACCCGCGAAUUGUCGACGCCGUACGGGCACUCCGAGCGCUUGAGGAUGGGGAUAUAUUAGAUGAAGGCGUCGAGGAGGUACAAGAAGAAGGGGACGGAGAACCUCAGGCGAAGAAGCGAAGGCUCGAUAUUGAAGGCGCACCGGAUACUCAGCUGGAACGAGAGCAAGGUCACGAAGAGGAAGAACAGUCACCACAGCCCACGGGUCUCCUCAGCGCGGACACUUUGGAGAGUCUGAAGUAUUUCGCCGAGAUCCAGAAGCGGAAUGGGCUGGGUGGAAAAGUCGUACGGGCUGUUCCUGCACCAAAGCCACCAUCGGAUGGGUUGGGACUGGCGGACUACGGUAGUGAUGAGGAUUAA